This is a messenger RNA of Bombus terrestris (buff-tailed bumblebee), 2689 nucleotides long. RefSeq names its product proclotting enzyme. The transcript is spliced from 10 exons. Gene Ontology annotation, molecular function: serine-type endopeptidase activity. Gene Ontology annotation, biological process: proteolysis. The coding region runs from base 640 to 2187 and encodes 515 amino acids. Lineage: Eukaryota; Metazoa; Arthropoda; Insecta; Hymenoptera; Apidae. The record is from RefSeq and is a predicted model, not a curated record.
GACGGUGGGCAACGACGAGCAGGCGACCGGGGCUCCUCGAGACGAGAGGAUAGACAUGGUGCAGGCCCUCCAUCGUGUGCAUCUUCCUUGUUCCUCGAAAAAAUCCUUGGUUAGAUCGUGACCGUUUUGAGAUCCAAUGGCCGGGAAAAUUUAAGAAAAGUCUGGAGAAUCCACGGUGAAGAAACUCAGGCAAAACUGAAAGAACAUUUCCAAGUAGAUUCAUCUCUCGCGCCGGUUCUUUUCUCCAUAAAGGAACUUGAAGAUCGACGUCGGUCGAGAGAGAAGAAAAAUAGUCAAAGUGUGAAGAUGAUAAGAAACCAGUGAAGAAGCAUGAAGCAGGUCUUUGGUGACUGUGACGCAAUGUUGGUACAUAGCUGAGUUAAUUCGAUGUAAAAGUCGCGAUAGAUAGAUCGUCGAAUCGAAGGUGUCGCGACAUAUCAGUGACAACCGUUGUGUUAUGGUGGUGAGGACUGUUCAGGAUCGACGUGGAAGAAAAAGAGGAAGAAGAAGAGACGGCGGCGAAGCUGGGGGAGUUUCUUUUGAGGAAUCGCUUUUUGAACGGUGAAGGGAAACGGAAGACUAAAACUUAGGGGAAGAGGAUUACAAGAACGAGAUUGAUUUGCUUCGACAGAUUGUCAAAUGAUGGGUGCAGCGAGAUCGUGCCAAUGGUUGCUCAUAGGAAUAGUCCUCAUCGUAUCCUCGAAUCGUGCCACCAGUCAAACAGAGAUCUCAGGAUCGAGCCUUAGCAAGCCAAAGACGAUCUUCAGUUCCAGCUACAUCGAGCCGCGAAGCAACAAUGGGAAUCACACGGACUUAAUUCUAAAUUCGCCUCGCAGACGUCGAUAUGUUAGAUUUCCAAGUGGUCCAGCCGGCUAUCUUUUCGAGGGUGGUGGACCUCCUAUAGGGAGGAACAUCGGUGUGCCUCCUGGAGUUCGUUUUCCAUCCUGGAGACAGCACAAGUCGUUGUGGAGAAAUCCUAUUUCCGAGUACAACAGACCCGUGAUGGGUCAUCGAACUCCACGAUUGAUCUUCCGUGACAACGACAUCCCACCCCCGGUGGGUGGCAGCGCAUCCUCGUUUUUCCAACAGUCUAACCACUUGCCAGAUUUUGAGGACGAGAUCAGAGAUCAUCGAAAGCAAACCCUCGACGAUUACCCUAGGUUAGAAUCAGAGCCGCGUCAACAAAAAAGACCGCUGUGGAAGGGUGACGAUACGUUGUGCGCUGACGGACGAAGCUGCGAAUUUUUUCUAAUGUGCUGGAUGUCCGCUGGCCUUUUGGACGGCAGUUGCGGUGGCAUCAUGUACGCUUGUUGUCAGCGGAAAGAACCGAAAGGUAGCUCUGAUUAUAACCUGAUUGAGGCACCUAGAGAUCAAUCUCAGCCGCUUCCGUUGGAUACUUACACGGAGACCGCCAAUGAUGAUCGCUGCGGGAUUCCCGUCUCGAAGCAAACCGCGCAAAGAAGAAUCGUCGGAGGCGACGACGCAGGAUUCGGCAGUUUUCCAUGGCAGGCGUAUAUACGAAUCGGGUCCAGUCGAUGCGGCGGCACUCUCGUUAAUCGAUUCCACGUCGUCACUGCUGGUCACUGUGUAGCUAAGGCAUCAGCUCGUCAAGUUCAAGUCACUCUAGGUGAUUACGUAGUGAAUUCUGCUAGCGAGACAUUACCAGCUUACACCUUCGGUGUCAGAGAGAUUCGCGUUCAUCCUUACUUCAAGUUCACUCCUCAAGCUGACAGGUUCGACGUGGCUGUUCUACGAUUAGAUCGUCCGGUUCAUUACAUGCCUCACAUAGCGCCGAUCUGUUUGCCCGAGAAAAACGAGGACUUUCUAGGACAGUAUGGAUGGGCUGCUGGAUGGGGAGCAUUGCAGGCUGGAUCGAGGUUACGUCCCAAGACACUACAAGCAGUAGACGUACCUGUGAUAGACAAUCGAAUCUGUGAGAGAUGGCAUCGGUCCAAUGGGAUUAACGUUGUGAUUUAUGACGAGAUGAUGUGUGCUGGGUACCGUGGAGGUGGCAAGGACUCCUGCCAAGGUGACAGUGGUGGGCCACUGAUGUUGGAGAAAACAGGACGAUGGUACCUAAUAGGUAUCGUUUCAGCGGGUUACUCGUGUGCUCAGCCAGGCCAGCCAGGAAUCUAUCAUCGGGUAGCUAAAACGGUCGACUGGAUAACCUACGUUAUCAAUUCGUAGCGAGACGAAUCAAAAGGGAUAGAGAUUGUUCUCUGUAAAAACUUUGCAUGAAACAAAGUUUACGACACGGUAUUGGAUAGGAUCUCUGACGAUUUCGUAACUGGCUGGCAAAUGAUCGAAUGAUAGAUGCCGAGGAUCUAGGAACUGUGUAACUGGGAAUUUCGACGAUUCUACGCUCGAGGAAUGUGAAACAUUGUGACGAGAUAAUGUUUAAAGUCAGGAACAAAGUUGUCCGUCUUCGAGGUGGAAGAACUGUUGCUAUCAUGCAUCGAUUUCUAACAUAUAAUUUUCUAACGAAACGAGGUGAUGCGUGGAAAUUGUUUUAACUUGUAAGUCGCGCCCGGUGAACUUUCUUUCGUCGAUUAUCUAAGCCUUGCGAGGCAAAAAGCGUCUACAUUCUUGACGUACGGUGUGAAAUGUAACGAUGUGGAUAUUUUGUAAAUUAAGUGCGUGUGAUAUUCGUUUGUAUUCGCGCUUAAUAAAUGUUCAGUUUUUUAUUUUA